GAUUCGGGCGGGCGUAACUCCGAACUUUUGUUUGGUGUGUUGUGUGAGUUAGUUUCCGCCGCCGGGACAGAGGCGCCGGCCGGGCUGGGCCGGGCUCAGGGAAGCGCCGCACGGGCAAGAGUUGUUUUGCCAGUUGCUGCGGCCGGGUCGGUUUCCUCUGCCGAGGGGUGAGGAGCACCGGGCGACGAACAGGACGAGCCACGGCCCGGGGAGCGGGGCAUGCAGGGCUGGGAAUCCGGGCUCUGAGCCGCCGAGCCCCGCCAGGGAAGCGCCGGGGGGUUCCGACGGAGCGCCAUGGAUCCUGGGCAGCCUCAACCGCAGCAACCGCCGCAGGCAGCGCAGCCCCCGGCCUCGCAGCAGCCGCCACCGCAGCCCCCGAGCGCGGUGUCGGGGGCCCCGGCCGGCGCGGCGCAGCCCCCGGGCGCGGGGCCCCCUCCGGCGGGGCACCAGAUCGUCCAUGUGCGGGGCGAUUCGGAGACCGACUUGGAGGCGCUGUUCAACGCCGUGAUGAACCCCAAGGGCGCCAAUGUGCCGCACACGCUGCCCAUGCGGCUGCGGAAGCUGCCCGACUCCUUCUUCAAGCCGCCCGAGCCCAAGGCCCACUCCCGCCAGGCCAGCACUGAUGCAGGGACAGCAGGAGCCCUGACCCCACAGCAUGUCCGAGCUCAUUCCUCUCCAGCAUCGCUGCAGCUGGGAGCUGUUUCUCCAGGGACACUUACACCCUCUGGAGUAGUGACUGGUCCUGGAGCCUCAUCAUCUCAACAUCUCCGCCAGUCUUCAUUUGAGAUCCCUGAUGAUGUACCUUUGCCACCGGGUUGGGAGAUGGCUAAGACACCAUCUGGACAGAGAUACUUUCUUAAUCACAUUGAUCAAACAACAACAUGGCAAGAUCCUAGGAAGGCCAUGCUUUCCCAGAUGAAUGUUACAGCUCCCACCAGCCCUUCUGUGCAGCAGAACAUCAUGAACUCGGCAUCAGGCCCACUCCCCGAUGGAUGGGAACAAGCUAUGACCCAGGAUGGAGAAAUUUACUACAUAAACCAUAAGAACAAGACCACAUCUUGGCUAGACCCAAGGCUUGACCCACGCUUUGCCAUGAAUCAGCGAAUCAGCCAAAGUGCUCCAGUGAAACAGCCACCUCCUCUGGCUCCUCAGAGUCCCCAGGGUGGUGUCAUGGGUGGGAGUAGCUCCAAUCAGCAACAGCAGAUGAGACUUCAGCAGCUACAGAUGGAGAAGGAAAGGCUGAGACUGAAGCAUCAAGAACUGCUUCGGCAGGUGAGGCCACAGGCAUUGCGGAAUAUCAAUCCCAGCACAGCAAAUUCUCCAAAACAUCAGGAAUUGGCUCUCCGUAGCCAGCUUCCAACAAUGGAACAAGACGGUGGAUCUCAAAAUCCUGUGUCAUCUCCUGGAAUGUCUCAGGAACUGAGAACAAUGACUACAAAUAGUUCUGAUCCCUUUCUUAACAGUGGGACAUAUCACUCCAGAGAUGAAAGCACAGACAGUGGACUGAGCAUGAGCAGUUAUAGUGUACCCAGAACCCCCGACGACUUCCUGAACAGUGUUGAUGAGAUGGAUACAGGUGACAGUAUCAGCCAAAGUAACAUACCAUCCCAUCAGAACCGUUUCCCAGACUACCUUGAAGCCAUUCCAGGGACAAAUGUGGACCUUGGGACACUGGAAGGAGAUGGGAUGAAUAUAGAAGGAGAAGAACUGAUGCCAAGUCUGCAAGAGGCUUUGAGCUCUGACAUCCUUAAUGACAUGGAAUCUGUCUUGGCAGCCACCAAGCUAGAUAAAGAGAGUUUUCUUACUUGGUUAUAGGGGCCUCAGGGAGACUGAAUUCUAAAUCUGUGAAGGAUCUAAGGAGAUUAAGACAUCUGUAUCUGAAGUUCAGAACAAGCCAGUGUUGCACACUUGGGCUAAUGUUCAGAAAAAGUAAAUGAACAAAUAUUCAACAAGAAUCUUUCAUUUUGCUCUUCCUUGUCCAUCGCUGCUGUUAUAUAUUGCUGACUUUUUUCCACAGUUGACUCUGAAGAACAGACAUCUUCUUGAUCUUUUUCUAUUGCUGUUGCAACUACUGUUUGAGGGGGGUGGGGAGGGAUGAUGAGCCUAUUUGGAUGACGAAUGCCAUUCCUUUUGUCCUAGUGUGCGCUUGCAUAUCAUUUUAUCUAAGUACUCAGAUUUGAGAGUUAAUUUCUGCAUGUCACUGCUUGUAGUUUGCUCAGCUAGUUGUCUCCUGCUGCCUGUGGCAAGUGGUAAAACAUGACAUACUGGGGUGACAAGCCGAAAAUGAUGUAUCUGGUCAAAAGAAAUCAAUACUGAUUUGGAGAUACGACUUAAAGGAGGGCUGAAGACUUUUUGGCAUUAAGUGGCAUUCAGUAGUCACAAAGUGCUCUUGUUCAUAUUUUAUGUUAUAGUAAAUCAUGAGUCAUUUUACAUAGAAACGUAUAUGAACUUUUGAUUGUUGCCACAUAUUCUAGCCUUACUGUUGUUUGUCAAAAAUAGUUUGAUUAUUUUUGUUAGUUGGUUUAACUGUAGCUGUAGGAUGGGAAGUAAUUAUAGGUGUUCUUGUUUUUUUUUUUUAAUAGUGAAAUCUAAGGGGUUUUUUCUGAUUUCACAUAGUCUUAUUUAAAUCUGAAUUGUCUGCUUUUUUAUACUUAAAACAUGCCUAUUGUAGCCUGAUAAGCUAGUGAGUACAUAAACCAGUACGUUUAGCCUGUAACUUUUUUAUUUUUUUUAAAGGCUAGCUUUGAAUGUAAUCAUUAGAAUUCAUGACCAGUGGCUUAUUUUUCAUGUUUAUUUGCAAGAUUUUUUUAAAUUAGAAUCUGAUUGCAGCAAUGUAAAAGUUAAACUCCCAAGGGUCAUACGUAUGAUUUCUAAAUGUGGUGUAAAGUAGCAGAAACCAUUUUAAAAUGACAGUUGCAUGUAAUCUCUCUUCUGGUUUUCAGUUUUGAUAUCUAAGUGAGUUUAGAUUUUAAAAUUCUUAAUGGGAAAAAAACUCUUACGUUACCACGAAAAAAGUCCGAUCUAUUACUGUUGCUCUCGAGUUGCAAUGAAAAGACUAGAACACCAAAAAAAACCAAAUCCUUACGAAAAACUCUUUAAGUGGAAUAGGUAUCAAAUUCUGCUUGGUGAAAAAUAAGCCCUGGACACUAUAUGUAGAAGAAUGUAAAGAUAUGUGUUAGAUGGUGACAUGAGCAGGUAAUGAAGUGUAUAUUAGUAGUAGAGCUUAGCAUGGGGUAGAGGUGAAUAUGAAUUAUCUUUAUUUUAAUGGGAAAAGAUGUAUCACUUAAGUUGUUUGCAGGAGUUGACACAGUUUCCAAAGAGUAUUUUUAAAUGAACAAAACGAGCAUGAAUCAAACUUUCAGUAUAAGCUAUGAAGUUCUGUGGGGGUUUGGGGUUUUUUUAUGAUGAAAAGUAGUGUCACCAGUUAACACCUCUAUAAUUAAGGGCCUGUCACCAUUCUCAACGUGAGCCUUUAUUUCCAUGGGUGUAUAACAUGACUAUAAAGAUACUGUAGGCAUGAAACUCAGUUUUGAAAAAAAAUCUCAGCGAGCGGAGACUUCUCCUGGGGAGAGACAUUUUGGGUUGGGUUUUUUUGUUUUGUUUUGUUUGGGGGUUUUUAAGGACAUUGAUUAUCUUUCAAGCUGGAAAUUAAUCAGCGAAACAAAACAAACACCCAUAUUAUUAUCGUCAUUUGGAUUCUUUUAUGCUUCAGAAAUUGUCCUGUUUUAGGAUAACAUAAAGAAGGAAAACUGUGAACCAAGUCUAAUUGUAAAAACUGAAGCAGCAGAGGCAGAGAUUUGAAAUUUGCCACUAUAAAUGUACAUUUACUACUUUAGGCAAGGCUGUUAGUGUUUGGAAUACAUUAAAUUGUUUGUGGCUUGUUAUGGGAUACAGGCAGGUUUGAAAGCACCAAUUUCCCAAACAUAUCCACAAUGACAGAUAUAUUCUGCUACACCAAUAAUUCAGCGAUUAAUAGGCCACUUAUAUUGUGCAAUGACACAGUAGCUCCUAAAGCAGUAUAUUGUGUCCAAGGUAGGGAUUUUAGUAGCAUUUUUACAGUUUCAUUAUGAAUUCUCCUCUCUUCUUCCCUUCAGGGGAAAAAAAAAAAAAAAGACACUAAGUUGUUAUAACUUGAAUGGUGUGACAUAAAACCACAACAGCAAGGAAAUCCAGAGUUGAUUCCAUUUCAGUUUCUUCCACAGUUGUAGCCAGGUAUGCACACGGGAUGCACUGGGUGCAGGCUCCUGACACGCUGUGCCUCACUACAACAGGGAUGAGUACAGAACAAAUUUUCUUUCCUUGCUUUUGUGUGUUUGUUACAGCUUUAAUAUUUGAAUGUUUCCUUCUCAUUGUAGAAACACUAAAUGGCUUAUUCUGUGUUUGAGUAGCACUGCUUAGGGUAGAUACUGACAAACUGGGAAUCCUUGAACUGCUCUAACAUGGAUUAUGUUUUGUGAUACUUAAUUGAUUUUAAUACAUUUCCGUUCUCUCAUUUAGUAGGAAACAUACCAUAGAGAUGCUAUACUGUUGGCAAUCAACAUGAACUUGCAAAUGUUUGAUGAAGUGGUUAAAAUUGUUUGAAAUGCGCAAGUGUUUUGGGUAGUAUUUUAUACUGAUGUAUAUAUUGAAACAGAAAUCAUUGUAAUAAUUGUAAUAGCUUUUGGUUCUGAAUACACUACAUGCAGGCAGAUGGGGCUGUACAGACUGUGCUGCUGAAGGCCCCAGCAGGGCCACUGCCUGGGCACAGGCUGCAGUGUCAGUAAACCACACGGAUCAAACCUUGUACCAGUCAGUGUUGGCGCUCACCAAUGCAAAAGGAGAAGAGGCGGUUUCAGCAUGGUUAACACUACAUAGCUUUCACACCUCUGGUAAAUUAGUACUAAAGUGACCUUUUCACUUACAAGCAUGUUUUUAUACAAAUUAACAGGUGUGCCUGUGUAAAAUAAUUUGUUUUCUGUAUCUUGGCAAAAAUACUCUCCACAUUUAGAAUGUUGUAUGUUAGAGAACUCUUAAAUGCACCCUUGUCAAAAAUUAUAUAUAUUAGUUACCAAUGUUACUUUUAGAUAUGAGCAUGACUGUAAGUUAGGUACUUAAGUACGUUCUGUUACAUUAUUUUUCUUUAUGUAAUACUUUUUCAGUUGUUUUAUUUGGUAUAAAUAUAUACUUUGUGCUUAAACAUCUCUGUUUGUUUUUAACAUUCAAUAGUAUGUAAAGAUACUGAUUUCCUUCAGUAAGAUGGAUGCAUUGAAUUGUUGGAAUUCCUAUUGUAGUAUGUCUGUUCUCAUCCCCCUUGUCACUGCUUUUGUAGUCACAAACUCGAGUCCUGCAAACACUGUGUACAAGCUCACCCGAGAGACAAAGGAGUCCUGUUGAAGUCAGUAAAGGCUAACGUUAACGUGUGCAUCUCUGUGUGUUUGCAAUGAUGAAGAGACAGUGACUCUGCUGAGCCUCAUGCGGUUUGUGUACAAUACUUUAAUUGCAUAUGGCACUGGAGUGAGAGAUGGUAGCAGAACAUCUGUUAGUAACUGUAAGAAAGCAUCUACUUUUUGCAGAUACACUUACAAUGUUCAGGAUCUUCCCAUAUAGCAGGUACAUUUUCGGCUAACUCUAAGUUUAUACCAUAAUUUGUGGCAGACUAUCAAUAAAGACACACUACUUUCAUUUCCAA
Molecule: messenger RNA, 5668 nt
Organism: Colius striatus (speckled mousebird)
Lineage: Eukaryota; Metazoa; Chordata; Aves; Coliiformes; Coliidae
Gene: YAP1
Product: Yes1 associated transcriptional regulator
Exons: 9
Coding region: 295-1815 (506 amino acids)
Biological process (GO): positive regulation of transcription by RNA polymerase II; hippo signaling
Cellular component (GO): nucleus; cytoplasm
Molecular function (GO): transcription corepressor activity; transcription coactivator activity; protein binding
Source: RefSeq, a predicted model, not a curated record